This is a messenger RNA of Alternaria ethzedia, 387 nucleotides long. RefSeq lists its product as uncharacterized. Lineage: Eukaryota; Fungi; Ascomycota; Dothideomycetes; Pleosporales; Pleosporaceae. The transcript is spliced from 2 exons. The coding region runs from base 1 to 387 and encodes 128 amino acids. The record is from RefSeq and is a predicted model, not a curated record.
AUGGCGACUUCAUUCAAGCAACAAGUUUCCCAUCAAAAGAAGCCAAAAGCAUCUACCAAUGCCAGCACGCGUAAGCUACGUAGCACGCUGAAGCCUGUAUACGAACACAACCAUUCCAUACAGGAGCCAUCCGGCAAGCCUGGAAGAAACGAAGAUCCUCUUUCUCACCCCACCGCACCCAAGCAAGACCUUCACCCCACUCAGUCUCCCCGUAACGGCGUUCGCGGAGGCAUACUUCCGUCCAACCUCAACCACAUCAACCAUCGCCGUCACGUCCACUUCGAAAAGACCGAUAACGGCUAUCCCCUCCGAAAAGGCUACAGCGCCGCAGACCCGCGCCGCAAAUGGGGAAAGGCCAAGAAGCCCGCUGUCAAACCAGAUGUUUAA